AUGGAAUCGAGUGACUCAGAGUACGUGGUAGUAGAGACUGACUUAGAAUCAAAUAUCAGAGAUUUGAUUGAACAACAUCCCUUUGAAAGUGAAAAUUUAACUGAAGUUCGUGAAGUAGCAAUAGGGAAUAUUGAUUAUAAUGAUGACGAGCAAGAGGAGACGUUUUUAAAGUCAAUAGUAGCAGCAGUUAGAGAAGAGGAAGUUGAACAGGAAGGAGAGGAAGAAAAGAUUAAGGAAGAAAGAAAAGUUUCCUUUGUUCAAGCUGUAACGCCUCUUGAUUAUUUUGUCAGCAGCAAGAUUUAA
Paraglomus occultum is the source of this 303-nucleotide messenger RNA. NCBI's taxonomy places the organism in Eukaryota, Fungi, Glomeromycota, Glomeromycetes, Paraglomerales, Paraglomeraceae. The record is from the annotation of a GenBank genome assembly.